GUGAUUGAUCUUGGAUAUUCAUUUCGUACUUCAUCGAUGGAAAGAGAAUUUUUGUUUCACAUGACUGGUGGCGAGGGAGAAAGGAGUUAUGCGAACAACUCGUCAUUACAAAGAACAAUAAUGCUUAAAGCCAAAAGCAUGCUUGAAGAAGCUAUAAGAAGACUAUAUUCUCAUUCUUUUCCAGACUGCAUGAAGGUGGCAGAUUUAGGAUGUUCUGUAGGACCAAAUACUCUUCUUGUAAUGUCAAAUAUUAUUGACAUUGUUCAUGCUGUAUGCGUUGGUUUGAAUCGUGAACCACCAACUUUCCAAUUUUAUCUGAAUGAUUUAUUUGGAAACGAUUUCAAUACCAUCUUCAAGUCACUUCCUGAUUUCUAUACCAAAUUGGUGCAAGAUAAGGGUUACAAGUCUGGUUCUUGCUUUAUCAAUGCCACUCCUGGAUCCUUCCAUGGAAGACUCUUUCCCAGCAAUUCCAUAAACUUAUUUCAUUCUGCCAACAGUGUGCACUGGCUCUCUCAGGAUCCAUUUCUAGGGUUAAGUAAGGAGGCACUUAACAAGGGAAACUGUCACAUAGUUAGUACAAGCCCUCCAUCCGUAUACACAACAUUCCUUAAGCAAUUCCAAAAAGACUUUGAAUUGUUUCUGAAAUCACGUUCAGAGGAACUUGUGCCUGGAGGAGCAAUGGUCUUGGUGUUACUUGUCAGAACUGAAACUCCUAGAAGAAGCAUUUAUGAAACAAUUAGUGUCACACUUAGUGACAUGUUGUUAGAGGGUUUGAUUGAAGAAGAAAAAUUGGAGUCCUUUAACAUACCAAUAUAUGAAGCAAAAGUUGAGGAAAUAGUACAGGUGAUUCGAGAAGAAGGGUCCUUCUUUAUUCAAGAAUCAGAGAUUGCCAUCGUGCCUUGGGAUGCGAGAAAAAAUGAAGAUGGUGAUGAAAAUAUAGGAGCUGCUGAAUUCAUAACGAGUUGCAUAAGAGCAGUAACGGAACCUCUCUUAGCUGCUAACUUUGGUACAAAAAUUAUGAAUGAAUUGUUCAUUAGGUUUCAGAAGAAAAUUGUGCAACUGAUGGAGGUGGAGAGAUUGGAAUAUGCUAAUUUGAUUAUAUAUCUUAAAAAAAAAUUGCUCAUAGAUGUAUUGGAAUAGUUCUUUGGUAGUUCAGUUUCUAUUUGGUGAAAUAAAGUUAUGCAUACACUCUUCAAGACUAA
Vigna radiata var. radiata (mung bean) is the source of this 1202-nucleotide messenger RNA. RefSeq names its product 7-methylxanthosine synthase 1. The record is from RefSeq and is a predicted model, not a curated record. The transcript is spliced from 4 exons. NCBI's taxonomy places the organism in Eukaryota, Viridiplantae, Streptophyta, Magnoliopsida, Fabales, Fabaceae. Gene Ontology annotation, biological process: methylation. Gene Ontology annotation, molecular function: S-adenosylmethionine-dependent methyltransferase activity. Bases 37 to 1140 code for a protein of 367 amino acids.